Molecule: messenger RNA, 733 nt
Organism: Arabidopsis arenosa
Lineage: Eukaryota; Viridiplantae; Streptophyta; Magnoliopsida; Brassicales; Brassicaceae
Source: the annotation of a GenBank genome assembly
UUGUAUCUUCGGUACUCUGUUUCUCGUUGAAAAUGAGUAGACAUCCAACGGUUAAGUGGGCGCAAAGGUCUGAUAAGGUUUACAUAACCGUGGAGUUACCAGAUGCUGAAGAUGUAAAGCUUAAGCUUGAGCCACAAGGAAAGUUCUUUUUCUCUGCUACGAGUGGAGAUAGCAAGACACCGUACGAGGUGGAUCUUGAUCUGUUUGACAGUGUUGAUGUGAAUGAGAGCAAGGCGAGUGUGAGCUCGAGGUGUAUAUGUUACAUGGUGAAGAAAGCUGAGAGUAAAUGGUGGAACAGAUUGAUUAAGCAAGAAGGGAAAUCUCCGGUUUACUUGAAAGUUGAUUGGGAUAAAUGGGUUGAUGAAGAUGAAGAUAAAGGAGGAGGAGCGGAUAUGGACUUUGGAGAUUUCGAUUUCAAUAGUCUUAACAUGAGAGAUACUGAUGGCAUUGGGGAUGAAGAAGAUUGUAGUGAUAUGGAGGAGAUUACGGCAGAAUCAAAAGUAGCGGAGAAGAAUAUAGAAGGAGAUGGAGAGAAAGAAGAAGGAGAUGUGAAGAAGGAUUGAGUUUUUUUACCAAAAAAAAGAAGGAUUGAGUUUAUCUUAUUUAUAUUAAGAUUCUUCUAUCUUGAGACUUGAAAUGGUUUGUGGAAUUAGGUUAUGCUCUACUGGUAUGAAUUACGAUGGACAAAGGACAUUUGGAGAAGCUAUCUUUGUCAUAAACUAGUAUUUGCAUA